Molecule: messenger RNA, 848 nt
Organism: Cadophora gregata
Lineage: Eukaryota; Fungi; Ascomycota; Leotiomycetes; Helotiales; Ploettnerulaceae
Exons: 1
Coding region: 30-848 (272 amino acids)
Molecular function (GO): hydrolase activity
Source: RefSeq, a predicted model, not a curated record
AAACAUUACUGUCCAUCAACUAGAUUCCCAUGGCAAUGGCAGUCCAAAUCAUCUCAGACUUGCAUUUGGAAGCUCCAAAGGCCUACGAUAUCUUCGACAUCAUACCAAAGGCACCGUACCUAGCACUCCUUGGCGACAUCGGCAACGUCGCGUCACACAAGGACGAUUGCCUUGCCUUUCUGACUCGACAGCUCAAUCAAUUCAGAGUUGUGUUUUUUGUCUCCGGAAAUCAUGAAGUUUACCACUCUAACUGGCCGGAAACAUUGGAAAUUCUUCAUACCUUCGAAAGAGACGUUCGCAACAACGCAACGCUCGGUGACUUCAUCCUGCUUGAUCGCACAGUCUAUCGCAUGCCAGACACCAAUAUCGUCAUCCUUGGGUGCAGUCUGUUCUCUUCCAUCUCCGCUAGCAAUUCAAAAUCAGUCAGUGUUGGGCUCAUUGAUUUCUUCGUGACGGAUGGCUGGGAUGUCGACUCGCAUAACGAAGCGCAUAAGCGGGACAUUGCAUGGCUCAACACACAGGUUGCGGAACUUGAGCAUUCUGACGUGCGUAUCAUGAUAUUCACACAUUGGAGUCCAUCAAUAGAUGCACGUGCAGUUGAUCCAAGGCACGCUACUAGUCCGAUUACGAGCGCUUUCUCAACCGACCUGUCUGAGGAGGAAUGCUUCCAGAAUGAGAAGGUUAAAAUAUGGGCAUUUGGGCAUACGCACUAUAACUGUGACUUUGUGGUCGAGCGAAAAGAGGGCAUCGAAUCGCUGAGGCUAGUCACAAACCAAAGGGGUUAUUACUUUGAUCAAUCUGUCGGAUAUGAUGGAGAAAAGAUAGUCGAAUUAAACGAUAGUGUCUGA